This is a messenger RNA of Centropristis striata (black sea bass), 861 nucleotides long. Its product is annotated as voltage-dependent calcium channel gamma-6 subunit-like. NCBI's taxonomy places the organism in Eukaryota, Metazoa, Chordata, Actinopteri, Perciformes, Serranidae. The transcript is spliced from 6 exons. The record is from RefSeq and is a predicted model, not a curated record. Bases 1 to 861 code for a protein of 286 amino acids. Gene Ontology annotation, molecular function: calcium channel regulator activity; voltage-gated calcium channel activity. Gene Ontology annotation, biological process: calcium ion transmembrane transport; regulation of calcium ion transmembrane transport via high voltage-gated calcium channel. Gene Ontology annotation, cellular component: L-type voltage-gated calcium channel complex; membrane.
AUGUGGUCGACCUUUUUUGUGACUGAUGAGGAGGGCCGCACCAUCGGGCCGGCGGCGCCCGGCACGGCUGGCGUGGCGGGAGGACAACCCCAGGGUGCUGCGGCGCUGACCGGCCUCAUGACCGGACGCAGCACGUUUGGGGGGAACAAACGCCGCAGGACGACGUCGACCGGACACGCCAUGAGUGAGGCCCAAGAAGGGAAGAUCAAGUUGGCGUUCUUCGUGGCCAUCGUGGGCGUGGUCCUGACCGUCCUCGGGGUGGGGACAGAGUUCUGGGUGGAGCUGGCGCCACCCAAGAAUUUCUACAACAACCAGACGUGUCUGACAGCUCACUACGGCCUGUGGAAGGGCUGCACAAAGACCUUGUGGGUGUCUGAUAUCGACCCAGAGAGAGAGAGCUGCGGACCUGCUGAAUUACCCGGAGGAACAAACUGCACCUACUUCAAGUUUUUCACCACGGGGGAAAAUGCCGUGUUGUUUCAGAAGACAACACAGAAGAAUCUGAACGUUGCGGCGGCCAUGUUGGCUCUGUUCAGCCUGUUCCUGAUGGUGAUGGGGGCCAUAUGCAUCACCAUGUCUCUCAGUAAAGAGAUCCUGUUCUUCCUCAAGCCAGCGUCCAUCUGCUUCAUUCUGUCCGGUGUCCUGGUGCUCUCCUCUCUGAUGGUUUUCCACCAGUCUGUCCUGGCGUUCCUGGCCACCGACCACACGGUUCCCCUCCACCACGAGCUCUCCUGGUCGGUGUCGUGCAUCGGUUGUGCGGGGGCCGUGCUCAUCGUCGGCGGCGUCCUCUUCCUGCUGCUGGCGCUGCCCUACAGCCCCUGGCAGAGGUGUCUCCCUAACAGGGACGACAGCAGCAGCUAG